CUUGGCCAGUGGAUGGCUUUUGAGCUGAGCAGCAAGCUUGUUCCUGUCACAUAGGCAGUGGCUGUUCAACAGCUCUCAAGAAAGGACCUCACUCUAAGCUCACAAAGUAUAGCUUAGCAUCACACCACACUAUUGUCAGCACUGCAGGCUGGAAAGCAGUGUGGACUGAAUCUCAGCCUUCCAAGUAUUCUUGACAAUGGCAUCUCAUUUCGGACUUACAUUCUUUUUCUUCUUAGUUUGGAUGGUGUGCCUCACUAUACAGGACCCUUUUCUUACAAAAGAUAUUAAAACCUCAAAUUGCAGAAUUGCUGGAAUCACUCAUAUUGAACACAAGAAUCAAGCUGGCUUUAAUUUCCAUGAAGCACAAGCUGCAUGCAGACAGCUUGGGCUAAUCCUAGCACACAAGUCUCAAGUUGAAAAAGCAUGGAAGCAUGGCUUUGAAACCUGCAGUUUUGGCUGGGUAGCUGAAGGAUUUGCUGUCAUUUCACGGAUCACUCCACAUCAAAAUUGUGGUCAAAAUAAAACUGGAGUAGCCAUCUGGAGACUUGCAGACCACAGGAAAAUCCGUGCUUAUUGUUAUAAUACUUCAGACACAUGGAUCAAUUCUUGCAUUCCAGAAGCAAAUACAGUUGCAUUAACAGAUAUUUCUACUGAGAUGAACUCUACCUCAACGCUCUUACCUCAGGACACUUCAGCAAUACAUCAAACCUCGGAAUUACUGCAAACCAAAAGUCUUCUGCAGACCAAAAGUCCUCAGAAACUGUAUCGCGUUAUAUGUGUCACAGAAAUGUUAACACCAAAGCCAACUACUGAAGAAGAACUCAUAUUUUCACCCAACAAACGAACCGCCUUUAAAAAUGAGGGCAUCCAGUUUGGAGGUGUACCCAUUGCUCUUCUUGUCCUUGCCCUUAUCUUCUUUGUAGUUUCAGUACUUUUAGCUGUCUGCUAUAUCAGAAAAUACAAGCAAACUUUUCCAUUUUCAAACAAGGAGGAGAAGAAAGAAGAAAUUGAGACCAAGAAGAUCAAAGAAACAAAGACAACUGGCAAAACUCCAGAACAAGAACCAAUGAAUGGGAAAAAAGCAGAAGAACCUCAGCCCAAGCCUGAAACACAUGUAAAAUGUUUGGAAGCAGAAGUUUAAAAAAAGACAUCCAAAUGGACAGGUCUUAGAUGACCAAAGCCAAAAAUUAGCUGAUGGUGUAUAUACGGAUUAUGGUAAAUACUACAAAUUUAUUGUUGUGUCUGAUACACACAAUUUGUGGUUUGCACAUAUUACGUACACCUUUGUUAUCAUGAAACAUGACCAAAGCAGAGCAUUUUUAAUUACAGGAAUGCCCGUACAGAUUUUCAGGUAUGUUCAGUGAGUGUAAUGAAUGCCAAAUAUUAAUUUCAGUAAUAAUAAAUAACAGAAUUAUUAAGCAUUGGUCCCAACUGUGGCAAUAACUGUGUUUGGAAACCUAGUUCUCCCAAACAUUCAAACAAAUCCAGUUCCUCAACAAAGAAUUUCAAUUAGAAACCUCCAUAGAAAUACUGUAACACUGUGGUUGUAGUGCUGGCUAGAAAAAAAUGUUGCUACAGUUGUGGAUAUGGCAGCAGGUUGUCUCCUGCUGUUGUUUCAUUCAUUGUAGAAAUUAAAAAGUAAAGAACUUCAUGUAAAGGGAGAAGAGUCUGAUCGAUAUGGACACAAACCAGGCACAGAAUAUAUCAUAAAUACAUGUUCUAUCCAGAGAAAACUGGCCUCAAUUAGGGGUGGACAAAUGUGGCUCUUCAAGUAGACUUCAAGUUCUACAAUCCUUCACCAUGGGCUCUGCAGGAUAGGGCGAUGAGGGUUGCAACAUCUGGAGGGCCACAGUUGCUUACCCCUCAUUUAGGCCCACACUUCACUGUAGAACUCUGCACAGGUAGUCUUAUGACUCCAUCUUCUGUGUUUCUUUCACUCUUCUUGAAAUGUUCCAGAUACUAAAAUCACAGUACACAAAUAGAUUAUGAAAACAAAAAUCAGGACUGUAAAAUCUUCACCACCACUGCUAUUUCACUAAACAUGCAACCUGUAUAUUUACUAUAACGUGCAACUAUACACAGUUUUAUUCAGACUUUUGUCCCAUUGUAUUUUGUGGGUUUUAUACUUUGUUGCUGUAGCCACUCUCAUAACUGACCAGUUUAUUUAUUAAGAUUGCAUGAAAUUAGAUUAAAUAAGGGGCACUUAAUUAUUUCUAUAACACUGCCAA
Messenger RNA from Pogona vitticeps (central bearded dragon), 2228 nucleotides. RefSeq names its product lymphatic vessel endothelial hyaluronan receptor 1 (gene LYVE1). The record is from RefSeq and is a predicted model, not a curated record. NCBI's taxonomy places the organism in Eukaryota, Metazoa, Chordata, Lepidosauria, Squamata, Agamidae. Gene Ontology annotation, cellular component: plasma membrane. Gene Ontology annotation, biological process: cell adhesion. Gene Ontology annotation, molecular function: hyaluronic acid binding; transmembrane signaling receptor activity.